Messenger RNA from Puma concolor (puma), 1053 nucleotides. Lineage: Eukaryota; Metazoa; Chordata; Mammalia; Carnivora; Felidae. The record is from RefSeq and is a predicted model, not a curated record.
AUGGAGGAAGCCUUGCUGCCCCUGGCCAUGACCUCUGACCCCAGGCCCUUUAAUCAACAACUCCCAGAGCCUCCAGACCCAAGAUGUGUCUUGGAACCCCAGGACAAUCCUGAACUGGCACCCGCCCUGGUGUGUGCUCUUUGCUGCUGCUUUGGAAUCAUCUACUGCUGCUUCGGCUACCGCUGCUUUAAGGCAGUAAUGUUUCUCUCGGGCCUGCUGUCAGGAGCUCUGGUGAUCUUCCUGCUGUGCCACAAGGAACGAGUGCUAGAGACACAGCUGAGCCUGGAGGUGAGCGCGGGCAUUGCGCUGGGCAUCGGACUCCUCUGUGGCCUGGUCACCAUGUUGGUUCGCAGCGUUGGGCUCUUCCUGACUGGUCUCCUGCUAGGCCUAACCCUGGGUGCCGGGGCCCUGCUGGGCACAGAGCCCAUCUACCAACCACCUUCAGCCUGGGUGCCAGCUGGGGGGCUGGUGGGGCUGGCACUGCUGGGAGCCCUGCUCACGCUUCGGUGGCCACGUCCAUUCACAGUUCUGGGCACGGCCCUGCUGGGUGCUGCGGUGCUGGUGGCCUGUGCUGACUACUUCCUAGAGGGGCUGGCACUGGGCAGUCGGCUGGGCCAACGCUUGCAGGCACUUCCAGCCUUGCCUCCUCUCUGCUGGUAUAGCUGGGUCUUGCUGGGCACCUGGCCAGCCCUGGGGGCCCUUGGGGCCCUGGCCCAGUGGAAGCUCAUGGAUGAGGAACAUGGAGGCCACGCCAAUGUGGUCUUGAGCCACCAGCGAAGGCAUCUUCAACUCCUUCGGAUCCGCCAGCAAGAGGCCAAGUGGCACCGAACAUCCCCUGGGGUGGGGCUCUGUGAGGGCAGUUACCGGCGCCAGCUCCCCCACAACGGCCGGAGCCCUGCUGAUAGUCUGGCUCCUAGUUAUCUCCAGAGCCUUCGAGAGCGCCAACUGGGACCAGGCACCCGGGCCACAGCCCCCCACACCGUCCUGGACUUGGAUUCUGACUGUGGUUCCACUGUACCCCUCACCACACCUUCUGGUUCCACCCAUACCUGA